Spea bombifrons (plains spadefoot toad) is the source of this 1131-nucleotide messenger RNA. RefSeq names its product BCL2 interacting protein 3 (gene BNIP3). NCBI's taxonomy places the organism in Eukaryota, Metazoa, Chordata, Amphibia, Anura, Pelobatidae. The transcript is spliced from 6 exons. Gene Ontology annotation, biological process: positive regulation of apoptotic process; mitochondrial outer membrane permeabilization. The record is from RefSeq and is a predicted model, not a curated record. Bases 136 to 741 code for a protein of 201 amino acids. Gene Ontology annotation, cellular component: mitochondrial outer membrane; mitochondrial envelope; nucleus.
UCAGAGGGCGACUACGUGAGAAACGUCAUCGCUGGAGCUUAGAGCAAUAACAAUAACAAGUCCAGUGAUAAAAGCAGCUGCUGCUGCUGUUGCUGUGUGUAUGUGACAGCUUGCUGAGCAAACAGGGAAAGCACAAUGGAGACAGCAGAGAACCUGCAGGAUGAACACUUACAGGCAGGGUCUUGGGUAGAACUGCACUUCAGCGGUAAUGGGAAUGGAGCCACCAUGCAGCUCCCGGGUCAAGAGCCGGGGCCUGCUUCAAUUUCCAUUCACAACGGCGAUAUGGAAAAAAUUUUACUCGACGCACAACAUGAAUCCGGAAGAAGUAGCUCUAGAGAAAGUUCCCACUGUGAUAGUCCUCCUCGGUCUCAGACACCGCAGAGUAUCCAGAGAUCAGUUGAAAGUGACCAAAGCAGCAAAGAAAAGAGCAGUUCUCAGUCAGAAGAAGACUACAUAGAACGACGGAAGGAGCUAGAAAAUAUAUUAAAAAAGAAUUCAGACUGGAUAUGGGACUGGUCUAGCAGACCUGAAAAUAUCCCUCCUAAAGAAUUUAUUUUCAAACAUCCAAAGCGUAGCUCAGCUCUAAGCAUGAGGAACACAAGCGUCAUGAAGAAAGGUGGGAUUUUUUCAGCUGAGUUUUUAAAGGUUUUUCUCCCGUCUUUGCUUCUUUCCCAUCUGCUCGCUAUCGGAUUGGGGGUUUUUAUUGGAAGACGUCUGGCAACCUCCACUGGCACGUUUUAGGUUGAGAAAGCAGAAAAAGCUUUGAGCGUGAAAAAAAUGGUGAGAUUAUAGAAGCACAGUUCUUGUAGUGAGAAACAUUACACCUUCCUUUCGCUCUGCAAAUGAAUAUUGUUCAUAAAGUUUAAGCGUGUAGAUGGCUGUCAACCUCUAGAAUUAAGACACCAUUUUUGCUCAGAUCAGUGAGUGUAUAGAAUGCAUUUUCCUCUACUGUGAAAUACCAUAGCUUCCUGCAAAGGCAAGUUUUAAUACGUUAUUUGACUGUGCAUGCUUUAAAAAUGAUAUGAAGAAGUAAUUGUGGAACUCAUGGUAUGUUACCUGGCUUAUGGUUAUACUUUGCUGCUGUGAAGUGUCACUUCUGAGAUUGUUCUUGGCUUCUUUGUGUUGGAGAAC